AAGAGGAGGGUCUAGUAAAUGUCAGCAACACCAGGGCACGUCAUGAGCUUCUUGCAGAGGUGCAGGAAGUAUAUAAUGCAGUUUCCCUAAGAGGGUCUCUGGCAGGAGCCACAGUGCGUGGAGGCUACACUGGAACGUACGAUGCUCUUGCUAGCCUUGUGAUUUCAUCCCUGUUUGAAACAAGACCAUGGACAGUGGUAAGCGGAUAAAGGUUACCAUUGUUUUCAGCCUUCCUCUAAUUUUUCAGUUCUGCACUGGAAACAAUGUCACUGAUGACUAUGACUCCAACACCACCAUCGACUACACCAUGUUCGAGACCCUGUGCGAGAAAGAGGAGGUCCGUAACUUCCGUGCUGCCUUCCUCCCAGCCAUGUAUUCCCUCAUCUGCUUCAUUGGGCUGGUGGGGAAUGGGCUCGUGAUGCUGACCUACAUCUAUUUUAAGAGGCUCAAGACCAUGACAGACAUCUAUUUGCUGAACCUGGCCUUGGCAGACAUCCUCUUUCUGCUGACCCUCCCCUUCUGGGCCACAAGUGCAGCCAUGUACUGGCUUUUUGGGGAGUUUGCCUGCAAAGCUGUCUACUGCAUCUGCAAGAUGAGCUUCUUCAGUGGAAUGCUGCUUCUCCUGUCCAUCAGCAUCGACAGGUACUUUGCUAUCGUUCAGGCUGCCUCCGCCCACCGCUUCCGUCCCCGGAUGAUGUUCAUUAGCAAGGUCACAUGCAUCCUCAUCUGGCUCCUCGCCUUCAUCCUCUCAAUCCCUGAGCUGGUUCACAGUGGCAUAAAUAACUCGGACAGCCACCCCCGUUGCUCCAUCAUCGCUACUGACUUGCAGACGUUCAACACUGGCAUCAAGGUGUCCCAAAUGGUUUUUGGCUUCUUAUUUCCCCUACUGGUCAUGUCUGUCUGCUACCUCAUCAUUAUCAAAACAUUACUCCAGGCCCGCAACUUUGAGAAGAACAAAGCUAUUAAGGUCAUCAUUGCUGUGGUAAUCGUCUUCCUUGUCUUCCAGCUGCCCUACAACGGCGUCAUGCUGGCCAAGACCAUCUCAGCUUUCAACCACACCAGCUCGUGUGAGGAGAGCAAGAAGCUUGACAUGGCAGAUGAUGUGACCUAUACUCUGGCCUGCUUCCGAUGCUGCCUCAAUCCUUUCCUUUACGCCUUCAUUGGUGUCAAAUUCCGCAACGACCUCUUCAAGCUUCUCAAGGAACUUGGCUGCCUGAGUCAAGAGCGCCUCUGGCAGCUGUCUGCCUGCCGUGAGAGCAAGAGGUUUUCCAUUGCCAUGGAGACAGAGACAACUACCACUUUCUCACCGUGAGGAGUUUUCUAGGCAGGCUUUGACUGAGCUGAAGGCUGACAGUUUUGUACACUGCCACUGUUUUGAAUUACUGAUAGAGCAGGACCUGCCACUACUUUAGGAAAGGCAGCUGUAAACAGGAAAUUCAGGAGCCUCCCCACAUUUCAAGCAAUGAGCGUUGCUAUCCAACACUCCCACAGGUGGAGAGACAUCAAUAAAGCUGUGACUAAUACUUAAGCAGGGAAGAGGGACACUGGUGAGUCUAAAAUUUAUUGUGCCAUCUGACCUUUAUUUUAGUCUUUCUUAGGUGAAAUGAGAAAUGCUCGAAAUAGAACAGUUUUCUUUAAAAACCACAAAUAUCAAGACAGAAGACAUUUGUGCAACACAAUUGCUUGUUUUAGAACUGAACUCCCAAGAGCACUGUCCUUGCUUUCAGUGUUUCAUUCAACAAGAUUGCCUAUUGCUCUUUCAUAUGUACACAAGUGAUGCCUGUUGCACUGACCCAGCCUUCAAGACAAAACAGCACCAACAGUCUCAGGCUCCAAGCUGAACAAAGUAUGCAAUAUAAGCUAUUAAGUACCCUAGCAUGCAACUCUCAGCUCUGCCUUUCCCCCCCAAAAGCCAGAAAUUUGCAUAGUUAAUCCUAAAUGCAUACAUGAUAUGCAUAGUUUCAGUAACUAUGCAUAUUGUUGUGGCAUCUCAUAAAUUUGUCAGGAAAAGAACAACUUCCAAUUCACUUCUGACUGUAAUGAUGAUAUUUAUAUAUGUAAAGAUGCAUCCUAAGGAACAAAACUCAUUGCAUCUCCCUGUGCAGGGGCUGAUGCAAGGGUUGCUAGCACAUUUUAAAUCUAAACUUUCUCCAUGAAGACAAGUCCUCAGUGAUCUGAGUUACAAGCCCAACAUUACUGAGGCUUUUCCAAUCAUCAGGCAUCCAAACUUGAAUUAAGAAACAGAUACUCCUUCACAAAUCCAGUCAGGUGCUUAAAAUACAUUUUUACUGCCUAGCCAUCCACCCUGUCCCAAUGUCAUCCUUAUUCCUGACAUGGCAAGGGACUGUCUACUCACAUGCUUGAUAUUAAAGCAUGUGUUUUGGUGGAUUGGUGCCAGAAUGCUCAACGUUUUCCAGAAUUAAGCCCAGGACAAGUCUGUAUCUAUUUCUAUGAGCGAGGCUCUCAAAUUCAGCAUAUACUUGUGCCCAUCAUCCAACCACUUUAGUUUGCCAGUAUCUGAAACAUGCUUAUGUCGAGCUUUAUCAGCUGCUGUGGAGACAGUCUGCUGAUUUUCACAUAUGUGUGGGGGCUUUGUGCUAUUGCUUGCUGACCUCAGAGAUGAAUGUGGGUUUUUUCUCCCUUGCUCAUCAACAUGUCUCUUUGUAGAAGGACUUCAGCAGCUGGCUUUUUGUAAGUCAGAUAUGUAUUUCAUUUAUAAGCUACUGAAAAAAUGUGUUUUGCAUUCAUACUGUCACUGCUAAUAAAGAUGCCAUUCAUCGUGGCUUGAUUUAAACACAGACAGUCACAUGUUGAAGAUUACUGCCAAGGUCACAUACUUGAAAGGAACAUGGCAGCUGAACAACAGAUUAUUGUCAUGUAAAAUAAGACCCUGAAAAGAAGCCCAGAAUGUAAUGCCAGUUGGUGCAUUUACUAGAAAAAUGAAGAUUCCUCCUAAUGGAUGAAUACCCUGAGAACCGCUGUCAUGAGACAUCUGAAUGUUAAUUGGGGAGGAGCUGCUGCGAUUAUACAUCUGUUAUCGACUAGCAUGCCACAGUUCCCAUACCACACAGCUCUCCCUGGAGCCAGACACCCAUGGCAAAAGGUCUUGGCCAUGAAUCCCCAUUGGUGCUGGGCAGUAGCAUCUAGGUUAGUGCAUGUACCUAACCCUUCCUUCCAGAGCACCAUUUGAACAGUUUUGAUUUGUGGAACCUGUAAGUAUGUUCUAGUGGAGACCAGAGCCAUGCAGAACAAAGCAUAAACUCCCCAAAAAGACAUUUACACUUUUUUGUUACCACUUGAGGACGCAUUAGAAGUAAUCUAGGGAACUCUGCGACCAUAGGUUGAAAACCAUUGUUCUAGAGACAUGAGAAUGGAAACUGACCUUCCAAGGAAAGAAUCCAGUUAGCUGGUUUUGAGACACCACUGUCAGCUUUACUGCUGGCUACCAUCAUAAAUAAGUUCUUCUUAAAGCAUUUGGUUCUGGGAUAAAGGAUUUUGCCAUGAGCUAAAAGUGCGGAAGAAAGUACAUUUUGCUCUGCAUGCAUUACUUGCCUAUGUUGAAUGAUAAUCCCAUCCAAUUGUUUAAAGCUUUUUUUUUUAAUAUAUAUAUAAUGCUCAUGUAAUGUGUAAAAUAAGUGCUGCUUCUUUGUCAUAUGAAAUGGGGAGUUAAGACUGACACACAGAAUAGUCAUUUGUUCUUGCUUUGCUCCUAUAGUCCUUACUCAGAUAAGACACACAGCUAAUGAGAACUUAGGAAGAGUGAGGAAUACCUAUAAUACAGGUCUUUUCAGUUUUAUUAAUCGGUAACAAUAUAUUCUUAAUGUAUAUUCAGAUACAUAAAGCUGCUUUUCAUAGAAAACAAAUAUGUACACAAAUGUACACUGAAAAUACACUGCUUUAACUAAACAUUUUCAUGCAAAAUACAUUCACUUAACUUAUUCCAACAAGGAAAUCUGCUUCACCAAAACGUGCAAUUGUACUUGUAUGCUGUUUGAUAAAAGCCCCCUCUGCAAACUGAGAAUUCUUUAGGUCUUUAUCAACUAGAUGUACUAUUCGCAGGAAAAAAAUGCAGCUGCUUAGGUAAGAAUGAGAUACUAAAGCACAGUUAAAUGUUAAUAUGAUUUACCUAAGAUCCUAACUCGAAAUUCCUCACAGAAGUCUCAAAACUGACUAUGUUUUGCUAUUUCUGGAAAAUAAAUUAUAACGAUUGAAAAAUACCUUCAUUAUUUUCCCUUGUAUUUUCUCCAUAAGACACAGCUUGCACAUAUCCUAACAGUUUGUAUCAUAUCCUUCUGCUCCUGUCAAGA
Dromaius novaehollandiae (emu) is the source of this 4307-nucleotide messenger RNA. It is a transcript of the gene CCR7, whose product is annotated as C-C motif chemokine receptor 7. Gene Ontology annotation, biological process: positive regulation of cytosolic calcium ion concentration; immune response; calcium-mediated signaling. Gene Ontology annotation, molecular function: chemokine (C-C motif) ligand 19 binding; C-C motif chemokine 19 receptor activity; chemokine (C-C motif) ligand 21 binding. NCBI's taxonomy places the organism in Eukaryota, Metazoa, Chordata, Aves, Casuariiformes, Dromaiidae. The transcript has 3 exons. The coding region runs from base 188 to 1312 and encodes 374 amino acids. The record is from RefSeq and is a predicted model, not a curated record. Gene Ontology annotation, cellular component: external side of plasma membrane; membrane.